CGGCGGCGGCGGGAGGACGUGAGGGGCCGCCGAGAUGUGGCUGAAGCCCGAGGAGGUGCUGCUGAAGAACGCGCUCAAGCUGUGGGUGCUGGAGCGCUCCAACCAGUACUUCGUGCUGCAGAGGCGGCGGGGCUACGGCGAGGAGGGCGGAGGCGGCCUGGCAGGUCUUCUUGUGGGAACCCUAGAUGCAGUGCUGGAUUCUACAUCAAAAGUGGCCCCGUUUCGCAUCCUACAUCAGACACCGGAUUCUCAAGUUUACUGGUCCAUUGCAUGUGGAGCCAGCAGAGAAGAAAUAACAGAACACUGGGACUGGCUGGAACACAAUGUUAUGAAGACUUUAUCUGUUUUUGAUUCAAAUGAGGAUAUUACAAGCUUUGUCCAGGGAAAGAUAAGAGGUUUGAUUGCUGAAGAGGGAAAAGGUUCUUUUGUAAAAGAAGAAGAUCCUGAGAAGUUUCGUGAAGCUCUUAUGAAAUUUGAAAAGUGUUUUGGAUUACCUGAGCAAGAGAAGCUGGUUACCUAUUACUCAUGCAGUUACUGGAGGGGCAGAGUGCCUUGUCAAGGAUGGCUUUAUCUUAGUACCAACUUUCUUAGUUUUUACUCAUUUUUGUUGGGAGCAGAAAUAAAACUCAUUAUCUCAUGGGAUGAAAUAUCAAAGCUUGAGAAGACUUCCAAUGUGAUUCUAACAGAGAGCAUUCAUGUGUGUUCCCGUGGGGAAGAUCACUACUUCUCCAUGUUUUUGCACAUUAAUGAAACAUUUCUUCUCAUGGAACAGCUUGCAAACUAUGCUGUUAGGAGGCUCUUUGACAAAGAGACAUUUGAAAAUGACCUAGUCCUUCAUGACCCMCUGCAGAUCACCAAGAGGGGUCUAGAAAAYCGUGCCCACAGUGAGCAGUUUAGUGCGUUCUUCAGGCUACCCAAAGAAGAGACUUUGAAGGAAGUUCAUGAGUGCUUCUUAUGGGUUCCUUUCAGUCAUUUCAAUACCCAUGGGAAAAUGUGCAUCUCAGAAAACUACAUCUGUUUUGCCAGCCAGGAUGGCAGCUCGUGCAGUGUAAUCAUUCCAUUAAGAGAGGUUGUAGGAGUGGAUAAGACAGAUCCAGCCAACAGGGGAGUCAGCAUUAGUACCAAAGGAAAAACAGCUUUUCGUUUUACUGAGGUUAGAGAUUUUGAACAGCUUGUGGCAAAGCUCAGGAUCAAAUGUGGUGCAACUUCAAGUCCACAGCGCAUCGUAAAUACAGAGACUGCAGCUAGUUCUGACUCUGACAAUCCAGUGGAUUUUGAUGAGGGACGAUCGAAGACGGGUCAGAGGGAUAACAGCAAAACUGUCAGUACAGAAGCCCUGAUGACUGUCUACCAUCCUCAGGAUGCUGAAAAUCUAGACUCUAAAAUGUUAAAAGAAAAAAUGAAAGAACAGUCCUGGAACAUCCUCUUUGUUGAGCGGGGACAUGGUGUCAGUAUGUUUCGGACAAAGAAGACUCGAGACCUGGUUGUGAGAGGGAUCCCAGAGUCCUUAAGAGGAGAGCUCUGGCUGCUCUUCUCAGGUGCUGUAAAUGAUAUGGCAUCCAACCCCGGUUAUUACACUGAGUUGGUGGAAAAGUCCCUAGGGACAUGCACUUUAGCUACAGAUGAGAUUGAACGAGAUUUGUGUCGUUCCUUACCGGAGCAUCCUGCUUUUCAAAGCGACACCGGAAUUUCUGCACUAAGGAGAGUCCUUACAGCUUAUGCAUACAGGAAUCCCCAAAUUGGAUAUUGUCAGGCAAUGAAUAUUUUGACAUCAGUACUUCUGCUGUAUGCUAAGGAGGAGGAAGCCUUCUGGCUGUUGGUUGCUGUCUGCGAAAGAAUGCUACCUGAUUAUUUCAAUCGCCGAAUUAUUGGUGCCUUGGUAGAUCAGGCAGUGUUUGAGGAGCUCAUCAGGGUUCAUCUGCCUCAGUUGACAGAUCACAUGACGGACAUGACAUUUUUCUCCUCGGUCUCUCUCUCCUGGUUCCUUACCCUUUUUAUCAGUGUGCUGCCUAUUGAAAGUGCAGUCAAUGUGGUGGACUGUUUCUUCUAUGAUGGAAUAAAGGCAAUCUUGCAACUUGGCCUCACAGUGCUGGACUACAACAUUGAAAAGUUGCUGACUUGUAAGGAUGAUGCAGAAGCAGUGACUGUGCUCAACAGGUUUUUUGACAGUGUCACCAACAAAGACAGUCCUUUGCCUCCCACUGUGCAGCAGGGCUCCAACCUCAGCAGUGCAAAGAGUGACCACCCAAAAGUGGACAUUACUGAUUUGAUCCGAGAGUCAAACGAAAGGUACGGCGAUAUUCGAUACGAGGAUGUUGAGAGCAUGCGCAGCAGGAACAGGCUUUAUGUGAUCCAGACAUUAGAAGCUACAACCAAGCAUAAUGUGCUGCGUGUUGUGUCCCAGGAUGUAAAAUUCAGUCCCAGUGACCUUGAAGAGCUUUAUGAAUUAUUCAAGAGGGAGCACUUUCUUUCCUGUUACUGGAAUGUGAACAGUCCUGUCUUGCAACACCAUGAUGCCAGUCUGCCAUAUCUGGACCAGUAUCGGAUUGACUGCCAGCAAUUCAGGGUUCUCUGUCACCUCUUGAGUCCAUGGUCGCAUUGUGCCAACAGAGACUCGCUUGCACUGUGGAUAUUCAGGCUUACGGAUGAGAACUCUGACGGCCUUAUAAAUUUCAAACAAUUUGCCUGUGUUCUUGAUAUCAUGUAUAAUGGAAGUUUCACUGAGAAACUCAAGCUGCUUUUUAAGUUACACAUCCCUCCAGCAUUUACUGAAGUAGAGUCUCUAAGCCCUUCUAAAGGUGGUGAUCUUUCGAAAGAAGAACUGAUCCACUUCAGCCAGCUCAGUGUCUCAUCUACUGUGGAUAGUCUUGAAAGUGAUGCUUUGAAGAGCAGCCCAGAGAAAGGGAAGGGGAAGGUUGAUAUUCAGGCAUAUCUGAAGCAGUGGCAAGAUGAACUUCUUAAAAAAGAAGAAAAUAUUAAGGAUCUGCCAAGGAUGAAUCAGUCACAGUUCAUCCAGUUCUCAAAAACCCUGUACAAUCUGUUCCACGGGGACCCCGAGGAGGAGCUGCUCUAUCGGGCUAUAGCCGUGGUCACCAGCCUCCUACUGAAAAUGGAAGAAGUUGGCAGAAGACUCCAGAGCCCAGCGUCGCCGCUCACUAGUCCAGCUGCUGCUCMUGAGGUGCCUGCUAAAGUCCCAAGCCCAGGGCAGGAGGAAAGCAGCUCUGAGCAGGCUGAAGGCAGUAGAGCUCAGAGUUCAAGAGGAGACCACGAGUGGUCUUUUGCCUUUGAACAGAUUCUGGCAUCCUUGUUGAAUGAGCCAGCCUUUGUGAGAUUUUUUGAGAAACCACAUGAGAUAAAAGCUAAAAUAGAGAGUGCUAGAAUGUUACAAUUAAAAGCAAGAAGCAGAGUGUAAUUUUCUUCUCCUUUGCACUCUGCAUUAGCAACAUAAAGCACUUAGAAAUGAAGAUUUCUAUCUAGUCAAUURAGUGAGGAGUUUACAUAGGGAAUAGAAUUUCAAGAGUUAACUUUAAGUAUCAGAUACCAGUACACUUUUAUGUAAAUAAAGAUAGUUUCAAGCACAAUCACUUUCUUGCAUUGUUCAUACGUUUCAGUCCUAAAAGGACUGAAGAAAAAACUAUUUUUACCGUGUUAUUAAAAUAUGCAACAUUGCUAGGAAAUAAUAGCUGUGAUCUAUGAGUGGCACUAGGACAAACCUUUCUGAAUGACAGCUCUUGCACUGGAUGCUGUCCAGGCUCAUUUCUAUUAUUGCRAUGAAUGUAAAAACUACCACCCAUUUUCACUUGAAAUGAAUAAUGGCAGCCAAGAUACUGAUUUUUGGAUUAGUUGAAAUAGUUGUUUCUAAACCUGUGUGUGGACUGGAGUUCAAAGCAGGGUGAAGACCAAACAUGAAGGCUCUGAAAUGGAGGCUGCGUURGUUAGGGAAGGAGGUUGAUGGGCACUCGAUUCUCUUGCUCCCAUGUUACAGAAGGGCCUGGACUGCUGCAGAUCCCAACAGUCUUUCCUUACCAGCAGUUUGUGGACUGCAUUCUCCCAGCUUACAUACUUAUUUUUUUGCAAUCUGGCCCUUAGCUAAUGCCCUUGCAUUUAGUUUCCUACUUUUCUAGCUAGAUGUGAGUUACUAUUUCCCAUUUACCUACCCAUCCUCUUAAAACACAAGCGAAAAAGGUUCAGUCAUUUCAUGUUCAAGGCUGGUGUAGAUUGAAAAUCCAGGUUGAAAUCAGGGGAAAGCAGUGGAUAAAUGUUUCUCAUCUCACUACAGUGAUUGUUGUACAUCUUGCAAGAGGGGACGUUGUUGGCUCCUCAGGAACGUGUUGAUAAAAUGUAUGGUUUUGCUGUGUGUUUUUUCUAGUGUUCGCAUAGCACAGGAACAGAAUCAUUUUUUGCUGUUUCCCCUUKAGCUGAACACUGACUGUGAAGCUGCUUGUGGACAGGUUGUAGUUGCUCCUUUGUCUCCUCUUAGUCUGCCCCUCAGUCUUGUAAUUGUUCCCUGCCUUCUGUAGUGCUCUGGAUCAUUGCUGUGGUUAUAUUUUAUAUAUGCUAGGACUAAUGGCAGCAACAAAAUCUGGCAUCUGGAUUGGGAUUUUUAAUAUAUGUAAAAUGAUCUAGUGAACAACUUAUGAAGGCAAGCUCAAGCACUUUUAAUGCGGAUAAAAGCUGUUAAUGCUCAAGUACCUUGAGCCUUAGGAGGCUUGUGCUAGAGAGGGGGUGUUCAGAGAAAGUCCUUGUAUUUUUAUUACAAAAGAGAGUAAACUGGGCAUCUCUGCUGACCUUAAAAUGGGUUAAAAUGGGUCUUUCUAAAGGCUAUGUGACAAUCUUUACGCAAAACAGCAUUAUUUUUAUAAGGUAUUUUUUUACAGAAGGGAAUGGGGAUGGGAAUACUGAAUGUUGGAUGCCUGUUUUGCAAUACUAAAAUGCAUGAGGAAUAUAAUUAAAAGCCCACUUGUGUUGCAGGCAGUUGUUGAAAAGCCRUCAUUGAAAUGGAUAUUAAAGUUCCAGUGCUGCUUCUAAAGAAGAGUUUUGAUUAACAGCAGUGAAUGUAUGAAUCAUUUUCCAUACUCCUGCACUCUGCACUCAGGAAUUUAAUGUAAGACAAGGUUUUAUUGAACAAAGAGUAAUUUCAAAUAAUAUAUCAUAUAUUUGAGGAAUGAGGCAGCUUUCUUCAGAAGCCUUCAUAAAUAGUCGUGCUUGAUGCAACACGCCUGCCUUGUCUAUUUAUGCAGAAAGUAUACAAAAUUAUCCAUUCAUAUGUAUGUUUCUAAGGCAAAGUACGACACUACUGUGAUAGAUGAUGAAAAAAACAGUGAGUACUUUGAGUUAUAACGUUGUUUGAAAGUACAAAGCAGAUAAUACUGAUGUUCUAGUCCAGGACUCAAUCAGAUAAGGUUUGCUCAGUGAGUAAUUCUUAGGUUAAGCAAUUAUGCUGCAACUAAUGUCAUKCCUUGAAAAUAGAUGCAGCCACUCCUACCAAAAGCUUCUGUAGGA
This is a messenger RNA of Nothoprocta perdicaria, 5502 nucleotides long. It is a transcript of the gene TBC1D8B, whose product is annotated as TBC1 domain family member 8B. The coding region runs from base 35 to 3412 and encodes 1125 amino acids. NCBI's taxonomy places the organism in Eukaryota, Metazoa, Chordata, Aves, Tinamiformes, Tinamidae. Gene Ontology annotation, molecular function: calcium ion binding. The transcript has 21 exons. The record is from RefSeq and is a predicted model, not a curated record.